Molecule: messenger RNA, 6555 nt
Organism: Ictalurus furcatus (blue catfish)
Lineage: Eukaryota; Metazoa; Chordata; Actinopteri; Siluriformes; Ictaluridae
Gene: chst3b
Product: carbohydrate (chondroitin 6) sulfotransferase 3b
Exons: 3
Coding region: 1522-2817 (431 amino acids)
Biological process (GO): carbohydrate metabolic process; N-acetylglucosamine metabolic process
Cellular component (GO): Golgi membrane
Molecular function (GO): N-acetylglucosamine 6-O-sulfotransferase activity; chondroitin 6-sulfotransferase activity
Source: RefSeq, a predicted model, not a curated record
AGAGGGAAUAAAGAGAGAGGGAAUAGAGAGAGGGAAUAGAGAGAGGGAAUAGAGAGAGGGAAUAGAGAGAGGGAAUAAAGAGAGGGAAUAGAGAGAGGGAAUAGAGAGAGGGAAUAAAGAGAGGGAAUAGAGAGAGGGAAUAGAGAGAGGGAAUAGAGAGAGGGGGAAUAAAGAGAGAGGGAAUAAAGAGAGGGAAUAGAGAGAGGGAAUAGAGAGAGGGAAUAGAGAGAGGGAAUAAAGAGAGAGAAUAGAGAGAGGGAAUAGAGAGAGGGAAUAAAGAGAGGGAAUAGAGAGAGAGGGAAUAGAGAGAGAGGGAAUAAAGAGAGAGGGAAUAGAGAGAGGGAAUAGAGAGAGGGAAUAGAGAGAGGGAAUAAAGAGAGAGGGAAUAGAGAGAGGGAAUAAAGAGAGAGGGAAUAGAGAGAGGGAAUAGAGAGAGGGAAUAAAGAGAGGGAAUAGAGAGAGGGAAUAGAGAGAGGGAAUAGAGAGAGGGAAUAAAGAGAGAGGGAAUAAAGAGAGAGGGAAUAGAGAGAGGGAAAAGAGAGAGGGAAUAGAGAGAGGGAAUAAAGAGAGGGAAUAAAGAGAGAGGGAAUAAAGAGGGAAUAAAGAGAGAGGGAAUAAAGAGAGGGAAUGGAGAGAGGGAAUGGAGAGAGGGAAUAAAGAGAGGGAAUAAAGAGAGGGAAUAGAGAGAGGGAAUAGAGAGAGGGAAUAAAGAGAGAGGGAAUAAAGAGAGAGGGAAUAAAGAGAGGGAAUGGAGAGAGGGAAUGGAGAGAGGGAAUAAAGAGAGGGAAUGGAGAGAGGGAAUAGAGAGAGGGAAUAGAGAGAGGGAAUAAAGAGAGGGAAUAGAGAGAGGGAAUAAAGAGAGGGAUGGUGAGGGAACGAGUGUUUAUAGCUGCUCUAACGUAAGUGCGAACAGGAAGUAACUCGUUUCUGCUAAAUGGCUAUGGUAUAAAAGGAAUAAAGCACUACAGAAUUAUUUUCAGUGGUCAGGUUUGAGAGGACAACAAACAAUAGACCCUGUGCUUUAACGUCACACACACACACACACACACACACACACAUACAUACACACACACACAGACUUCAGAGACACAAUUCAGGGUUUCUGUUUCAGCCAUUUUCAGUUUAUUCACUAGAUGAGGAAGAAGGGAGGAUGUGAUGGAAGUGAUUCACUUCUAUCUUUAUUCUCUGCUGCGGUGAUAAUGCUGCAGUUGGUUUCCUGUGUGUCUGUGUGUGUGAGUGUGUGUGUGCGUACGGUGUGUUACAGCAGCAAGAAAAACAUGGGUUUACAAUUGUGCAACUUUUCUUUUUCCUCCUAAAAUACUGUAGUUAUGUCUGAGAAAAACACUCGACUGUGUUCACACAACAGGAACUCUUGGCGGAUUUGGCGGAUUUGGCUGGAAUAUAGAGACACGAACAGCACAUCUGGAGGAAAAAAUUAAGCAGUGUGUGUGCGUGUGAGAGAGCCGAGAGGACCAGAGCCUGGAGGUCGAACCCACAAUCUGAACGUAAUCAGGCACAAUAAUGAAGAUUAAAUACACCAUCUCCUUGGUCUUCAUAGUGGCUGUGGUCAUCAUCGAGAAGGAGAGCAACAUCAUCUCAAAGGUCUCGGACAAGCUCUCUCUGAAGCAGAUGCUGCAGACUCCACUCCAGACCAGCGGAUCGUCUUGGGCAUUUCUCAGACAAAAUGGCUCCAGUGUCCCUGUCCUGUCUGAGCUUGACAUCUCGUCCUAUCUGGAAGUUAAAUGGCGUCUGGAGAACAUCACAGAGCCCAGCGAAGGCGGGAAACACAUUCUCCUAUUGGCCACUACGCGUACAGGCUCCUCGUUUGUGGGCGAGUUUUUUAACCAGCACGGCGCCAACAUGUUCUACCUGUUCGAGCCUCUUUGGCACGUGGAGCGCAUGCUAACUCUGGAGGGUGGAGGGACCAAUGGUACGGUUUUGACGCAGGCUUAUCGUGACGUUCUCCUCCAGCUCUUCUUGUGCGAUUUCUCUAUGCUGGAGAGCUUCAUCGAGCCACCACCAAAGGAUCAUGUAACGACAGGACUGUUUCGUCGCGAGUCCAGCCAGUCGCUGUGCAACGAUCCUGUCUGCACACCGUUCGUGAAGAAGGGUUACGAGCCUUACCACUGCCGCAACCGGCGUUGCGGUCCACUAAACCUCACACUAGCAUCCCAGUCCUGCCGGGAGAAGGAGCACCAUGCCAUUAAGUCUGUACGAGUACGGCAACUAGAGACGCUACGAUCGUUAGCAGAAGAUCCACGGCUGGAUUUGAAGGUUAUCCAGCUGGUCCGGGAUCCUCGAGCCAUGUUAGCGUCCCGUAUGGUGGCCUUCGCGAACAAGUACGACCACUGGAAGCGGUGGACCAUGGACGGAGACAUUCCUGAGGACGACAACGAAGUGAGGAAGCUCAGAGGGAACUGUGAGAACAUCCGCAUGUCCGCCGAAGUGGGUCUCAAACAGCCCCCGUGGUUGCGUGGAAGAUACAUGCUAGUGCGUUACGAGGACAUCGCCAUGUUUCCUAUGCUUAAAGCAACUGAGAUGUACCGGUUUACCGGCAUCCCGUUCACUGCCCAGGUGAAGGAAUGGAUCUUGAGAAACACGCAAGCAUCCGAUAAGGCUAGCGGAGUGUACUCCACCCAGAAGAACUCAUCCCAGCAGGUGGAGAAAUGGAGGUUCAGUAUGCCGUUUAAACUCGUACAGAUGGUUCAGAAGAUUUGCGGCCCCACCAUGAAUUUGUUCGGGUACACGUUUGCAGAAAGCGAAGAAAUGCUGACUGACAAAUUGAUCAGUUUGAUCGAAGAAAGGACAUUUUUAUGACCAUAGAACAUUUUUUUUCUUUUACAAAGCACUUUUACAAUUUUUAUUUAUUAUGGAGAAUCAAAGUUGAAAGAUCAAAUACACAAAACAUAUCACCUUCACAAACAUCAUGGAGGCAUGUGGAGAAAUGAGUUGGAUUAGAAAUGUUUAUCACGUACCUACAACAUUUUACUGGUCCAUAACCUGAACAUAUCAUGUAGCAUAGUGCUUUCAUUGGGUUUCUUUAAAUUAUGUAUUUAUCAUUUUUGCUGUUCAGCUGGUUCAGGUUUCAACUCCGCUACGAAUCCCGCUUUCAUCCCAGAGCUGAAACGUAAGACGUGAAAUUUUUUUUUGUAAUACCAGGAACUCCAUUGAAACAGUCCUUAUUACCAAAAAUGUAAUAAAUGUGUGUGUGUGUGUGUGUGUGUGUGUGUGUGUGUGUGUGUAUGUGUAUGUGUGUGUGCUGAUAGCCAGGAUCCAGGGGGAUGUAUUCCUUGAAGGUAACAAAAUUCAUCCUGAAUGACUGACCUGAAAUUCCGAGCUCUUGGAUUAAACGUUGGUUACCGGAUUUCCCAUAUUACCCACAAUCCCGUUGGACUACAUGCUACCAUGAUAGUGGUACAGUGGGACAUUUUCAGUUGUUGGAAUGCUAACACAAAAUUUUCUUUAAUGCAGGGGUCACCAACAUGGUGCCCGCGGGCACCAGGUCGCCCCCAAGGACCACAUGAGUCGCCUGCAGGCCUGUUCUAAAAAUAACACAACUCACCAGUGAGCUGUGUCUAAAAUUUGAUAUGCGUUUCUAAUUAAAUUUACUUAUUUAUUUUUUUAUACUGUCAAAUUUUUAUUCCCAUAUUGAAGUUGAAAAGUUAUACAGUGAGGGAAAAAAGUAUUUGAUCCCCUGCUGAUUUUGUAUGUUUACCCACUGACAAAGAAAUGAUCAGUCUAUAACUUUAAUGGUAGAUUUAUUUGAACAGUGAGAGACAGAAUAACAACAAAAAAAUCCAGAAAAACGCACAUCAAAAAUGUUAUAAAUUGAUUUGCAUUUUAAUGAGGGAAAUAAGUAUUUGACCCCUCUGCAAAACAUGACUUAGUACUUGGUUUAAAAACCCUUGUUGGCAAUCACAGAGGUCAGACGUUUCUUGUAGUUGGCCACCAGGUUUGCACACAUCUCAGGAGGGAUUUUGUCCCACUCCUCUUUGCAGAUCUUCUCCAAAUCAUUAAGGUUUCGAGGCUGACGUUUGGCAACUCGAACCUUCAGCUCCCUCCACAGAUUUUCUAUGGGAUUAAGGUCUGGAGACUGCCUAGGUCACUCCAGGACCUUAAUGUGCUUCUUCUUGAGCCACUCCUUUGUUGCCUUGGCCGUGUGUUUUGGGUCAUUGUCAUGCUGGAAUAUCCAUCCAUGACCCAUUUUCAAUGCCCUGGCUGAGGGAAGGAGGUUUUCACCCAAGAUUUGACGGUACAUGGCCCCGUCCAUCGUCCCUUUGAUGCGGUGAAGUUGUCCUGUCCCCUUAGCAGAAAAAACCCCCAAAGCAUAAUGUUUCCACCUCCAUGUUUGACAGUGGGGAUGGUGUUCCAGGGGUCAUAGGCAGCAUUCCUCCUCCUCCAAACACGGCGAGUUGAGUUGAUGCCAAAGAGCUCCAUUUUGGUCUCAUCUGACCUCAACGCUUUCACCCAGUUGUCCUUAGAAUCAUUCAGAUGUUCAUUGGCAAACUUCAGACGGGCAUGUAUAUGUGUUUUCUUGAGCAGCGGACCUUGCGCACGCUGCAGGAUUUCAGUCCUUCACGGCGUAGUGUGUUACCAAUUGUUUUCUUGGUGACUGUGGUCCCAGCUGCCUUGAGAUCAUUGACAAGAUCCUCCCGUGUAGUUCUGGGCUGAUUCCUCACUGUUCUCAUGAUCAAUGCAACUCCACGAGGUGAGAUCUUGCAUGGAGCCCCAGGCCGAGGGAGAUUGACAGUUCUUUUGUGCUUCUUCCAUUUGCGAAUAAUCGCACCAACUGUUGUCCCCUUCUCACCAAGCUGCUUGGCAAUGGUCUUGUAGCCCAUUCCAGACUUGUGUAGGUCUACAGUCUUGUCCCUGACAUCCUUGGAGAGCUCUUUGGUCUUGGCCAUGGUGGAGAGUUUGGAAUAUGACUGAUUGAUUGCUUCUGUGGACAGGUGUCUUUUAUACAGGUAACAAACUGAUAUUAGGAGCACUCCCUUUAAGAGUGUGCUCCUAAUCUCAGCUCGUUACCUGUAUAAAAGACACCUGGGAGCCAGAAAUCUUUCUGAUUGAGAGGGGGUCAAAUACUUUUUUCCCUCAUUAAAAUGCAAAUUAAUUUAUAAAAUUUUUGACAUGCGUUUUUCUGGAUUUUUUUGUUGUUAUUCUGUCUCUCACUGUUCAAAUACAACUACCAUUAAAAUUAUAGACUGAUCAUUUCUUUGUCAGUGGGCAAACGUACAAAAUCAGCAGGGGAUCAAAUACUUUUUUCCCUCACUGUAGUUGAAAGGUCAGUUCGUGGAGAGUAAGCUAGCGGGCGCAGCGAAGACGGGUGGGCUGAAUGCGGUUUCUUGCCCCAAAAACAUGGCCGAAAAAAGAAAGAAAACUUAUAAUUUUCACAGUGAAUGAUAGCAAGAGUUCUUUUUUACUACUGUGAAAGAAACCUGCGUGUGUUUAAUUUGCGGGACGACGGCAAAGCGGCACAAUGUGGAGAGACACUUCACUACGUGUCACAAAAGCUACCAUGCUAACUACCCACUGGGCAGUGCACUACGGGCAGAAAAAGCCCGUGAGCUAAAGGCAGCUUUGGGUAAGCAGCAGUCUUUUUUCACGAGGCCGGCGAAAAACACCCAAAAAGCAACCGAAGCCUCGUUUAGAGCUACGCAUUUUACGCAUACGCAUUAGAGCUACAACAGCAUCAUACGCAUUAGAGCUACAACACUACCCACAAGCUAGUGUUGUGGGUUUUGCAUCGUUACUUGCUCGGCGCAGAAUAUUGUUGUCUUGGACCUCUCCACAACCCCCCUCUAUAUCAGUCUGGCUUAAAGACUUAAUCUUCUUUUUAAAACUUGAAAAAAUCAAGUACAACAUCAGAGGCAGGGGUGAAUCAUUUUUGGGAAAAUGGCAACAAUUUAUUACCUACUUCAAUGAUGUAUGCACCCUGGAGGUGGAUUGACGAGAGGUAGACGUAAACACUUUUUUUCUUUUUCUUUGAAUGUUUGUUUGUUAUUGUCUUUUGUUUCCCCCUUUCUUUUGGUUUUGGCUGUGGUUGUUUUGUUGGGGUUGUUGGGUGUGGUGUUAUAAUGUGUAAAAUGCAAAUUUCCAAUAAAAAUUCUAUGAUCAAAAAAAUAUAUAUAUUGAAAAAUUGUGUUCAGUUCAAAAGUGUGUUCAUGAAAUGUAACAGAUAUGAUUUUGUUAAAAAUGCCACAGAUUUGGUCAUUAGUUCAAAAUGUGAUAAGAUUUAUUUAAAAAUAUGAAAGUUGAUUUUUCUUAAACAUCACAUAAUUGUUAACUUUUUCAAAUAUGGUGCAGCAUAGUUCAUGAUUUGUUAAAAUGGUUUGCCAGUGGCUAGUGACAAUGGGACAUUAUUCCUAUGAAAUGUUGUAGAAGUGAUCAUCUCAAAAUUUAAAUAAUUGCUGAGAUUAAUAGAAAUAAAGUGUUGAAUAUUGAUAUAGUAUCAUUUAUCAUUAAUAAUAAUAUAUAACUAAAGGCAAACUGAGCAAAUUUGUUAUUUCAGAAGAGUGUAUCAAACUGGUAGCCCUUCGUAUGACUCAGUACCCAUGA